Messenger RNA from Gekko japonicus, 3695 nucleotides. It is a transcript of the gene ACOX1, whose product is annotated as acyl-CoA oxidase 1, palmitoyl. The transcript is spliced from 14 exons. NCBI's taxonomy places the organism in Eukaryota, Metazoa, Chordata, Lepidosauria, Squamata, Gekkonidae. The record is from RefSeq and is a predicted model, not a curated record. The coding region runs from base 78 to 2069 and encodes 663 amino acids. Gene Ontology annotation, cellular component: peroxisome. Gene Ontology annotation, molecular function: FAD binding; fatty acid binding. Gene Ontology annotation, biological process: lipid homeostasis; fatty acid beta-oxidation using acyl-CoA oxidase; very long-chain fatty acid metabolic process.
CAAAGGUUGGGCGAGUUGCUGGCGUUUGUCUCUUUUCGUCCUUCGGUGUCAGAGCGGAGCGGCUGGUGUGUCUCGCCAUGGCAAUGAAUCUAGACUUGCGCAAGGAGCGGGAGACGGCCUCUUUCAACACGGAGUUUCUGACCAACAUCUUGGAUGGGGGCGCCGACCGGACCCGGCGCCGCAGGGAGCUCGAAGCCCUGGUUUUAAAUGACCCAGACUUCAAGCAUGAGGAUGUUAACUUCCUUUCCCGCAGUGAGCGCUAUGAACUAGCCAUCAAGAAGAGUGCGCUCAUGGUGAUGAAGCUCCGAGAAUUUGGGAUAGCAGAUCCAGAUGAGAUUUACUGGUUUAAAAGAAUGUGCAUGGGCACUUACAGUGCACCCAUUGAUCUGCACUACAGCAUGUUUACACCCACUUUACAGAACCAGUGCACUGUUGCCCAGCAAGAGAAAUGGCUGCCCCUGGCCCGUGGAUUCCAGAUAAUUGGCACCUACGCUCAGACAGAAAUGGGGCACGGAACUCACCUCCGAGGCUUGGAAACCACAGCCACCUAUGACCCUGCUACUCAGGAAUUCAUCCUAAACAGUCCCACUGUGACUUCUAUUAAGUGGUGGCCAGGUGGAUUGGGUAAAACAUCAAACCACGCCAUUGUUUUGGCACAGCUUCAUACACAAGGCCAGAACCAUGGUUUACAUGCAUUCAUUGUGCCCAUACGCCAGUUGGGAACUCAUGAACCGCUGCCAGGCAUUACUGUCGGUGACAUUGGACCAAAAUUUGGUUACGAUGAAAUGGAUAACGGCUACUUGAAAAUGGACAAUUUCCGCAUUCCCCGGGAGAACAUGCUAAUGAAGUUUGCCAAGGUUGAACCAGAUGGCACAUAUGUGAAACCUCUUAGUGACAAGUUGACCUAUGGCACCAUGGUAUUUAUCCGCUCAAUCAUUGUAGGUGAUUCUGCGCGGUCUUUAGCCAGAGCAUGUACAAUUGCCAUCCGCUACAGUGCAGUGAGACACCAGUCUGAAUUGAAACCAGGGGAGCCAGAGCCCCAGAUCUUGGAUUAUCAGACUCAGCAGUACAAACUCUUUCCUCUUCUGGCAGCAGCAUAUGCCUUCCACUUUGUGGGAGCCUACAUGAAAGAUACCUAUCGUCGCAUCACUGCAGACAUCAAUGAUGGAGACCUGAGAGAAAUGCCAGAGCUUCAUGCGCUGUCUGCAGGACUAAAGGCUUUCAGUUCCUGGAUUGCCAAUGCUGGCAUUGAGGAAUGUCGGAUGGCAUGUGGUGGGCAUGGCUAUUCCCGGUGUAGUGGCCUACCUGACAUUUAUGUGAAUUUUACACCCUCUUGCACCUACGAAGGAGAAAACACAGUCAUGAUGUUGCAGACGGCACGGUUUCUGAUCAAAAGUUAUACACAAGUUAGUUCUGGACAAUUAGUUAGUGGUAUGAUGUCCUAUCUGAAUGACCUACCAGGGCAACGCAUUCAGCCACAGCAGGUGGCUGCUAGGCCUGCAACCCUCCAUAUCAAUAACCCAGCCAGUUUGGUGGAAACCUAUAAACUCAGAGCUUCUAGGCUGGUUGAAUUUGCAGCAAAGAAUCUGCAAGCUGAGCUAAACCGUAGGAGGAGCAAGGAGGAUGCUUGGAACCGGACUUCUGUUGAUCUAGUACGAGCAUCUGAGGCACAUUGCCACUAUGUGGUAGUCAAGCUGUUUACUGCAAAGAUUUCAGAAAUCGGUGAUCCAGCCACUCGUGCCGUUGUUAACAACCUGUGUCUUCUCUUUGCACUUCAUGGAAUCAGUAAGCACAGUGGAGACUUCCUGCAGGGAGGCAUUUUGACAGAUGCACAGAUAACUCAGGUGAACCAGCGGGUGAAGGAGCUCUUGGCAUUAAUCCGUCCUAAUGCAGUAGCUCUUGUGGAUUCCUUUGACUUCAGUGAUUUGUUUCUUGGAUCUGUUCUUGGUCGAUACGAUGGUAACAUCUAUGAAAACAUGUUUGAAUGGUCAAAGAAAUCACCAUUAAAUAAAACACAGGUCCACAAAUCUUUCCACAAACACCUGAAGCCAAUGCAAGCCAAACUGUGAAGUUUACAGCUGCUGCUUGUACAAACCUCAAGUUCCCCAGAAUUGAUGUCAUCUGCCCUAUGUGCACUUGAAUCACUUUGCAAAAUCUAAAUUUCCAUAGGGCAGCCAAUAAUUGUUAAUCUUUCAUCCUGAUUUUUUAAAAGUAUGGAGGGGAUUAGAGCAGGGGAACACAAGAUUAUAUGAAGUGAGAUUUCAAUUAUGUUCAGAAAUCAACCUUUUUAAUCAUUCAGAAAAGCUUUACAGGUUGGUGUAAAGCAUCGAUUUUGUGAAGCACUUAACUGCUGAGGAACCCUGUGUCAUCUAGCAGGAUUUUUACUACUAAGUAGUUGUAUUCAGGAAAUAGUUGCUGGGGAGCAGCAGCUUGUCAUCUGAAACUCCUUUUAAGACUAACGUGUACCAUGUUGUUACUGUGGUACCUAACCUAGGCAAGAGUUGUCAGAAUCCUCCAGCCAUCUUGUUCUGCUUAGUGAGAUUUGCACAGUCUUUACAGGAGUUAAAAAGGCAUUCUCAUAGUUUGGUUCACUGUCCAAGGAAUGGACUCCUAACAUCAUGGGUACAGGAAAAUAAAUUCCAUCUUCUUGUGUAGCACUACUAUAUUGGAUGGCCUCCAGGAGUUCAUAUCCCUCUUUAUCUAAAGAUCUAACUCUGUUUAUAUCACACAGCUGUGGUAGAAAAGCAUACCCUAUCUGCAGCAGCAGCUGCUGCUUCUCUAGAAUGGCUCCUCCCUUUCUCUGGGUGGCUUCCAGUAACAGGGAAGGGGGAAAUGGUAAAGGAUCCCUGCUUUUAAAUCUAGAGAAUAAGGGGAGUGCAUUCACCUUAGUAAUUCUUUUGAUUUACAUUAUUUCAGAUCUGUAAAGUUUUCAUCAUGGGGUGAAGAAAACCUUACUAGUUCCAUUUUGGCCUGGAAGGCAGCCAAGAAAUCUUUCUAAAGUACUUACACUAUUUUAGAAAUGAAUUUAUUUAUACUACUGUGCCCUAGAAUUAUAUAGCAAGACUAGAUGUGAAGAGGGACUGUUGUCUAUUCCAACUGUAAAGCCAAAGUGUGUAUGUAGACUGGCAUAGAAGGAGGUUGGUGCUUCAGUAUGCCACAAACACAGCAGGUAUACCACAGUAAGGUUCUUGUAGAGAUUAAUCUUUUGCUAGGUUCAAGUUCUGGCACUGUCCAGAACUUCAUUCUCUGAAAUCCAUUACACUAAAAAUUGCUGCUAAAUGGAUAGAUUCACAUAACAAUCAAGUUUGAAAGAUAACCAGCUGAAGAACUUGGAGCUCCCUUCAGUUACAUGAAAUUGUUAUCAAUGAACCUGAACAAAGAUUCUGGAACUGGACUCUUGGACCUGUUUUAUAUCCCUAUUAAAGAUAUAAACAUGCUGCUUGGGCUGUUUUAUUAUAACCUUCAAGCAGGAGAAGAAGCAUGUAUUUUAAAACUGGACUGAACUUUGAUUGUAAAGUCAUUUUUUAACUUCCUAGCUGCUGAAGCAUUCCAUUUAACAUACUUACUACUGUACUGUUAACAUGCUCUUCCUGGACUUCCGUAUACUUCAGUGGAAUGCUAAUAAACUGUACAUUUGAAGAUGGUUGAAGACCAUCAAGUGUAGAACAUACGUAGAUCUUAAUAAAGAAACUCAC